Molecule: messenger RNA, 1192 nt
Organism: Neltuma alba
Lineage: Eukaryota; Viridiplantae; Streptophyta; Magnoliopsida; Fabales; Fabaceae
Product: 30S ribosomal protein S5, chloroplastic
Exons: 2
Coding region: 70-996 (308 amino acids)
Biological process (GO): translation
Cellular component (GO): mitochondrial small ribosomal subunit; ribosome
Molecular function (GO): RNA binding; structural constituent of ribosome
Source: RefSeq, a predicted model, not a curated record
UCAAGCCUUGAGGAUAAGCCUUACCUUUGGAAUAACCCAAAUCCUCUCUUCAUUUGUGAGACUCCUUCCAUGGCUGCAUCUUCUGCAGCUCUCAAUUCCCUUUCGUCUCUCUCCCUUCCCUCUUCUUCCCGCUUCUCUCUCCUCCCCACCACCAAAUUCACCUUUUAUAUCCUUCCCAAAACCUCACAACCAUUUCUCUCUACCUCCUCAUCCCCCAUUAUCCCCAAACCCAAAUCCAAGUCCUCCGACGACAUCGACACCUCCUUCUUCGACAAUGUAAGGCCAGAAGAAGACGUCGCCUUCAACCCUCCUGAACCUCCCGAAGGCUUCAUUCCCCCUUCUCCCGUCGAUGACGGUCCGAUGGAGACCGAAGAGGAAAUCGCCGCUGCUUAUGAGGAGCUUUAUGGACCUGCAUACAGUGGUGUCUCUGUUCUGGGCAACGAUGUGCAUGUAAUGGACUCUAAGAUAAAAAAAGACACUGGGUUCGGCUCCAAGGGGAAGAAAGAGAAGGUUAAGGAUGGUUUUGAAGAAAGGGUAGUACAGGUCAGAAGGGUGACCAAGGUUGUAAAAGGAGGAAAGCAGUUGCACUUCAGGGCAAUUGUUGUUGUGGGUGACAAGAAAGGCCAAGUGGGCGUAGGAGUUGGGAAAGCAAAGGAGGUUAUAGGAGCAGUUCAGAAAUCUGCUGUAAAUGCAAGGCGGAAUAUCAUCACAGUGCCUAUGACUAAGUACCUGACUUUCCCACAUAGAUCUGAGGGAGAUUAUGGAGCAGCAAAGGUGAUGCUUAGACCUGCUUCACCUGGUACUGGAGUUAUUGCUGGUGGAUCUGUGAGAAUUGUUCUAGAAAUGGCAGGCGUUGAGAAUGCUUUGGGAAAGCAACUAGGAAGCAAUAACGCCCUCAACAAUGCCAGAGCAACAGUUGUUGCUGUGCAGAAAAUGAGGCAGUUCCGCGAAGUUGCUGAGGAGCGAGGUAUCCCAAUGGAAGAACUAUGGAAAUAAUGGAAUUCAUGAAGUUGCUAUUCUAUGUGAUUUUUAUUUCAUCCAUCUGGGAUAUAGAAAGUGUCAAAUUGAACCAUUUUUUGUUGUGAAGUUCUCUAGGUUAAUUAUUUCAUGGGAAAAAGAAAGGUAGUUGCUCCUUCAACUUGUAUGAAAAUUUGAGAUAUUUCGUGCUUGCCUAUUGGCGUGUUUCAGAAUU